AUGCGAUUCAGCUUUAAGUCAUUGGCAGUUUGCUUUUUAUCUCUCCAGGCUGUCAAAUCGCAGACAAUUACCCUGAAUACGGUGACAGUUGGGACCGUACAACUAGUUGGUGAUGUUGUCAUUUAUCCUGGUGUUUACUGGUCCAUUGUAAAUGGUCUUGUGGAAAUAUUUUUGGGGGAUCUUAACAAUGCUGGCCAGUUAUUUAUUACUACCAAUGACCCACUUCUUUCUUUGUCUAUUAGCUUUGCCAAUGCUCUUCUGAGUUUCACGAAUUCUGGAGAUAUUGUGUUUUCCACUAGAAAUGGUCUUACUCCACCAGACUUUAAUAUUGUUGUUCAACAAUUUGAAAAUACUGGUAAUAUUUGGUUCGAAAGUAUUGGAAGUCUUCUCAAUCCCAUCUAUGAUAUUAUUGCCCCAAUUUGGGACAACAGACAAGGUGCAACAAUUGUAUUUUCUCUGUCUACUAGGUCUGAAAUUGCAAUUUUCUUAGGAGUAGCGGGUGGAACAUUGACAAAUGAUGGGCAAAUUUGCUUGAUCAACGAGGGAUGGCAACAGGAUACGGCUAUUUCUGGAUCGGGCUGCAUUGAUGUGGGAAUAUCAUCUACUAUGUGGGUCUUUAAUUCGCUACUUCCAUUUAGUCAAGAUCAAAAAGUAUAUCUUUCUUCAAGCUCGUCAAAAUUAAGAGUUGAAUCACUCUCUUUAUCACAAACAUUCUUGGUUGCAGGAUAUGGGAACAACAACAUUAUUGGACUGAGUUUACCCCUAACUUCAUAUACCUAUAAUAUAGGUACUGGAGUCUUGACUAUUUCGACUACUUUCUUGUUAUCACAACAAUUCAAGAUUGGUCUCGGUUACAAUCCAGCCCUUUUCUCGAUUCAAACUGUCAAUUUCGGUGGUCUCAUUGGUAUUGUAAUUAACGGUGGUGUGGCCUAUAAUGGUCCAAUACCACAGGGUAGUACACCAAUCACAGGUUGUACGCCAUGUAAAUCUGUGCCAACCAUCCCUCUUCCAUCUGGAUCUAGCUCUAGUGCAUCAACUAGCGCUACUGAAUCCUCUAGUGCUCCUCCAUCCUCCAGUGCUGCUGAAUCAUCUAGUGCUGCCGCAUCCUCUAGUGCUGCCGAAUUCUCUAGUGCUGCUGAAUCAUCUAGUGUUGCCGCAUCCUCUAGUGCUGCGGCAUCCUCUAGUGCUGCUGAAUCAUCUAGUGCUACUGAGUCCUCUAAUGCUGCCGCAUCAUCUAGUGCUGCUGAAUCCUCUAGUGCUACUGAGUCCUCUAGUGUUGCCGCAUCCUCUAGUGCUGCUGAAUCAUCUAGUGCUGCUGAAUCAUCUAGUGGUGCCGAAUCCUCUAGUGCUGCCGAAUCCUCUAGUGCUGCCGCAUCCUCUAGUGCUGCCGCAUCCUCUAGUGCUGCCGCAUCCUCUAGUGCUGCUGAAUCAUCUAGUGCUACUGAAUCCUCUAGUGCUGCCGCAUCAUCUAGUGCUGCUGAAUCCUCUAGUGCUACUGAGUCCUCUAGUGCUACUGAGUCCUCUAGUGCUGCCGCAUCAUCUAGUGAUGCUGAAUCAUCUAGUGCUGCCGAAUCCUCUAGUGCUGCCGCAUCCUCUAGUGCUGCCGCAUCCUCUAGUGCUGCCGCAUCCUCUAGUGCUGCCGCAUCAUCUAGUGAUGCUGAAUCAUCUAGUGUUGCCGCAUCCUCUAGUGCUGCCGCAUCAUCUAGUGAUGCUGAAUCAUCUAGUGUUGCCGCAUCCUCUAGUGCUGCUGAAUCAUCUAGUGGUGCCGAAUCCUCUAGUGCUGCUGAAUCAUCUAGUGCUACUGAGUCCUCUAAUGCUGCCGCAUCAUCUAGUGAUGCUGAAUCAUCUAGUGGUGCCGAAUCCUCUAGUGCUGCCGCAUCCUCUAGUGCUGCCGCAUCCUCUAGUGCUGCCGCAUCCUCUAGUGCUGCCGCAUCCUCUAGUGCUGCCGCAUCCUCUAGUGCUGCCGCAUCCUCUAGUGCUGCCGCAUCCUCUAGUGCUGCCGCAUCCUCUAGUGCUGCUGAAUCCUCUAGUGCUACUGAGUCCUCUAAUGCUGCCGCAUCAUCUAGUGCUGCUGAAUCCUCUAGUGCUGCUGAAUCAUCUAGUGGUGCCGAAUCCUCUAGUGUUGCUCCAUCAUCAAGUAUUGUAGACAGUGGAUCUGGAACUGGUUCUGUCAUUGACAAUGGUAGCGGAUCUGGUACUGGCACGGGCAAUGGAUCUGGUACUGACGGCACUACUGGUUCAGGAUCGGGCUCCUCUGGAUCUGGAUCAGGGUCAGAAUCGUCAGGCUCCGGCUCCACUGGCUCCACUGGAUCAGGAUCAGGGACAGGAUCGUCAGGCUCCGGCUCCACUGGCUCCACUGGAUCAGGAUCAGGAUCAGGAUCAGGAUCAGGAUCAGGGUCAGAAUCGUCAGGCUCCGGCUCCACUGGCUCCACUGGCUCUGGCACUGGUUCAGGAUCAGGAUCAGGGUCAGGGUCAGAAUCGUCAGGCUCCGGCUCCACUGGCUCCACUGGCUCUAGCACUGGUUCAGGAUCAGGAUCUUCAGGCUCCGGCUCCACUGGCUCCACUGGAUCAGGAUCAGGAUCAGGAUCAGGAUCAGGAUCAGGAUCAGGAUCGUCAGGCUCCGGCUCCACUGGCUCCACUGGCUCUAGCACUGGUUCAGGAUCAGGAUCUUCAGGCUCCGGCUCCACUGGCUCCACUGGAUCAGGAUCAGGGUCAGAAUCGUCAGGCUCCGGCUCCACUGGCUCCACUGGCUCUAGCACUGGUUCAGGAUCAGGAUCUUCAGGCUCCGGCUCCACUGGCUCCACUGGAUCAGGAUCAGGAUCAGGAUCAGGACCAGGACCAGGAUCUUCAGGGUCAGGCUCGGGGUCAGGCUCUAGCACUUCUGGUUUCGGGCUAAGCUCCGUGUCUGUUACUGCGGAUGGUGCUGCCGGUCACAUGCGGUCACUGUCAACUUUGAGUAUCCUUAUUACGAUCCUUGCAUUUAUGUUCUGA
This is a messenger RNA of [Candida] anglica, 2991 nucleotides long. The record is from the annotation of a GenBank genome assembly. NCBI's taxonomy places the organism in Eukaryota, Fungi, Ascomycota, Pichiomycetes, Serinales, Debaryomycetaceae.